UGAUACAGCGUCGGCUCUUUAAAAUCAUAUUACUUGCUUCUCCUCCCACACCCACGACGUAGAACCCUAGUGUAAAUACUGCAGUUCGCCACACCACACUACAGAACCCAAAAGCAUUUACAUAGUACAUACUCAUCAAGACCACACCGAUAGCUCUCCACCUGCAGUCAAAGAUUACUCUAGAUUAAAGAAGUCCUAAGCUGCCAUUUCGCCCUCGAUUGCCUUCACCUCAUUGCAUUCAGAGUGCUGCAGCGGUUUGGACCCCUCCUCGGUUUCUCAGCAUCGCCUCUGCAGGGCUCAAGCGUGCGCGUGUGCGUGUGUGAUGCGGUUCAGUCCCAGACUGGGAUGCUGUGAUGUUGCUGUGCUGAUUAAUGUCGUGUCGCCUGCUGUGUUUGGCUCACACACAGAGCACCAUGUCGCUGUAUCCGUCUCAGAUUAAGGCGUUCAAGAGCAGCGAGCCCAAAACCCUUGGGGCAGUUGAGAUCAUCAUUGGCUUGCUGACGGUCACUCUGAGCACGAUUGUGUAUAAACUGCACUAUCACAUCCAGAGGGAGGUCAUCAUUCUCAUCCUGAAUGGUGCUCAACUCAUUAUCACUGGAAUUGUCUUGGUGCAUACUGGUAGGAGACCGACUAAAUGUCUGGUGGGUACAACCAUUGUCUUGCAGUUGCUAACCGCAGCAUUUGAUAUUGUCGGAUUUGGUCUCAUAGCCCGACAUGUACCCUUUCGUGGGGAAUCGUACUACUACAGAGACACUGAGUGGUGUUGUGACCCACGUCAUUCAUUGUGGGCUUGCUGUGGCGAAGGAGAUAAAAAGGGACAGAAGGAGUUCCUGGUGAAUGGCAUUUUGGGAACCUUGAUUGGCUCUUUGGUAUUGGUGUGUAUUAUCGGUUUGGUUGUGGCACUUUUCGGAGUGUAUGCCCUAUCUGUUAGUGCUAUUAAGGAGAUGACACCUAUUCCCAACUCCAAUGCAAAAUCACAGUACGGUUCUGGAGGACUGGCCAGGACUAAUGAAAGCUAUGAUGACUGCCAACUCUGUAAGUGCCACCACUUGUGACCAAAAUUAAUGGACACUAACAACAAAAAAGUAAGAGGUUGAAGCCUCACUCAAGGGCUCAACCGGUGUAAUCUCCUCUUGUGGAAGCAUGUUAUCAGUUCAUGGUACUGUUUGUGUCAGUGUAUCAUUGCCUUUACAACAGCAUGUCAGAUUUACAUUGUGCUUGUAUUCUUCAACUUCUUUAUAUGUACAGUAGGUAUUGAAAAUCAUAGACAGUUCCAUGCGUGUUUAUGGAUGAUUGAUGUUUAAAAUAAACAUGAUUUGCUAGACAAACA
This is a messenger RNA of Tachysurus fulvidraco (yellow catfish), 1330 nucleotides long. RefSeq lists its product as uncharacterized. The record is from RefSeq and is a predicted model, not a curated record. The coding region runs from base 372 to 1055 and encodes 227 amino acids. Gene Ontology annotation, cellular component: membrane. The transcript has 9 exons. NCBI's taxonomy places the organism in Eukaryota, Metazoa, Chordata, Actinopteri, Siluriformes, Bagridae.